GUUCACCUCAAACGCAUGUCUGGCAGCUGCAGCUCACACACACACAAACACACACACACACGCUCACACUCUCUCACAGCGACACACACACACACGCUCACACACACGCUGCUCACCGCCGGGCUGGUUAGCAGGUUAGUUAGCAGGGCAGCUAGCAGGUUAGCUGGUUGUGUUAACGGAGCACAGAUGGAGGACUUCCUGUCCAGCUGCCGCCGCGCCGUGCAGGCCAACGCAGACGACCGUCCGGGGUUCCACGUGGUUUUGGGGAAUGAAGCCUGCGACGUCGACUCCAUGGUUUCUGCUCUGGCGUACGCCUACUUCCUGUCCAAGACCGUGGGUGGCGACAUGCUGGCUCUGCCGCUGUUGAACAUCCGUCAGUCGGAGUUGGUGCUGCGGUCGGAUAACGUCUUCCUGCUGCGGCAGUCAGGUGUUUCUACAGACCUGCUGCUGUUCAGAGAUCAGCUGGACCUGCGUGCCUUGCAGCGAGCCGGCCGCCUGCGCCUCACGCUGGUCGACCACAACGUGCUGCCCAGUGCAGACAGCGACCUGGAGGGGGCGGUGGUGGAGGUGAUAGACCAUCACUUCCUGGAGAGAGAGCCCUCCUCCUCCUGCCCCGUUACCGUGGAGACAGUGGGCUCCUGUGCUACCUUGGUAACAGAGCGCAUCGUGCAGAAAGCUCCGGAGAUCCUGGACCAGCAGCUGGCUCAGCUGCUUUAUGCCACCAUCCUGCUGGACUGUGUCAACAUGGCUCCUGCAGCAGGUAAAGUGACUCCUAAAGACAGUCAGUGUGCCGCCCAGCUGGAGCAGCGUUUCCCCGGCCUGCCACCGCGGGGCGCUCUGUUCCAGUCGCUGCAGAACGCCAAGUUCGACGUGUCAGGGCUGAGUACAGAACAGAUGCUGCUGAAGGACAUGAAGUCGGUGUCGGGGGAGCUGAAGCUGGCUGUGUCUGUUAUCUACAUCACACUGGAGGAGUUCCUGCAGCGGUCAGAGCUGGAGGCGGAGCUCUCGUCGUUCUGUCAGAGGCUUGGAUUGGACCUGCUGAUCGCCAUGACGAUCAGCUUCUCUGACAGCAAGGAGCCGUUCAGACAGCUGGCCGUGUACAGCCACAGCGCCCUCUACAGGCAGGAGGUGAGCCAGCACCUGGAACAGGCCUGUAACCCCGCCCUCAACCUUUGUCCAAUCAGCAGCCCCCAUCCUCACAUCACAGCCUAUCACCAAGGUAACACGCUGGCCUCUCGCAAGAAGCUCCUCCCCAUCGUCAAGGACUUCCUGAGGGAACGGAGUGGAGACUGUUGCCGCGGAAACCAGGAGGAGGCGGGGCUGGAGGAGGACUCGCAGGUCCCGCCCACUCCGAUGAACAGCUUGGUGGAGGGCUGCCCGCUGGACGCCGGCCCACCCAGCAUCAGCGCCCUGGCCCUGGAGGAGAAGAUCAGCAAGAUGGCUGACCGCGAGGAGGAGGGGGGCGGAGCUCACUGACGAACUCAGACCGCCGCCGGCCGGUCUGCGACGAGCGCCGCCCAGACAGGAAGUAAAGACGAAGAAGGUAGCCGAGAUGAACGGGACGCUUCGGUCUGAGGUGGGCGGGGCGACACGAGGCUUUUCCAAUCAGACCGCAACCUGCAGGGACAAUCUGACGACGCCUCCCUGUGGGCGUCUCUGACAUCACUUCCUGUCCAGUCACCAAAUCAGAAAAAACAUGUUUCCUCCUGCAGCACAGCGCCUUCUGCUGGCGGAAAACUGUUUCAUCCUGUGACGGAAGAAAUCAUUGUGUCCUUUCUCAGUAAAUUCAGGUCCCGGGUCAGAUGAUUAAGUGAAUCAAUGAAAGUGUAGAAAUGUUAAGAGAGAAAUCAGUGAAGAUUGUUGACUGAAAAAACGGCACGAGCCUCUUUAACCUCCGAACUCCGUCUAAAGCAAAAGGCUGAAAUGUCCCGUGAUUUUUCCCGGACGUGGUUUUAGACGUGCAUGUUCAAACCGGAGCGCCUGAACGUUCAAACUGUGCUUUGGAAAAGUUUCAUGUGAUCAUAUGAGCAGCUAACCACUAGCAAGUUAAUUUAUGAUAAUAAAAUAUUGUUUCAAAACUCCCAA
Molecule: messenger RNA, 2085 nt
Organism: Myripristis murdjan (pinecone soldierfish)
Lineage: Eukaryota; Metazoa; Chordata; Actinopteri; Holocentriformes; Holocentridae
Gene: prune1
Product: prune exopolyphosphatase
Exons: 9
Coding region: 16-1476 (486 amino acids)
Cellular component (GO): cytoplasm
Molecular function (GO): exopolyphosphatase activity
Source: RefSeq, a predicted model, not a curated record